GAUUGGUUUCCCAUGGCGGCCACCAAAUUGUAUCUAUAAAUUGUCUUACCCAUUUCCUCAGUCUCUCAAGUUUACUCAUUUGUCAUCAAUCCUUUCCCCAUAGCUAAUCCCGUCAUCUAGAACAACCGGAUUCCUUUUUCCCCGUAUUUUCUUUCUACGGAGCAGUAUAACAUAUAAGCAAGAACAAACCCUCACCUGCAAUCACCUUUGCUGCUAAGAAGAAGAAGAAGACGUGGAAGCGAUAUCAAAGAAGGAAAUAAAGAAAUGUGGAUUUUUGGGUGGAAAGGGCCAUCUGGGUUCUCAGCUCGCUCGACUGCUGAAGAAGUAACCGAAGGAAUCGAUGCAACUGGCCUCACCGCCAUUGUUACAGGAGCUACGAGUGGAAUCGGAGUUGACACAACAAGGGUUUUGGCUCUGCGGGGCGCCCAUGUGGUUAUGGCGGUGAGAAACGUGGAAGCUGGCAAGAAACUCAAGGAAUCCAUCCUAAACGAAAUCCCUAGUGCCAAGAUUGAUGUUAUGCAGUUGGAGCUCAGCUCCAUGGCUUCCGUCAGGAAGUUCGCCUCUGAAUACAUCGCAUCCUGUCUUCCCCUCAACAUUCUCAUUAACAAUGCUGGAAUCAUGGCACCACCUUUCUCGCUAUCUCCCGACGGCAUAGAGUUGCAGUUUGCAACCAACCAUGUUGGACACUUUCUGUUGACACAUCUGUUGCUGGACACGAUGAAGAAGACAGCUCGUGAGAGCAAUCGCGAAGGGAGGAUUGUGCUCGUAUCGUCGGAUGGCCACAAAUUUGCAUACAAUGAAGGCAUUCGACUCGACAAGAUCAACAACGAAGCAGAAUACAACUGCUACCGCGCUUAUGGACAGUCCAAGGUUGCUAACAUCCUCCACGCCAAGGAGCUCGCUAGGCGCCUCAAGGAAGAAGGGGUGAACAUAACUGCUAAUUCGCUUCAUCCUGGUGAGAUCGCGACGAAUCUUGCACGUAACAAUGGCCUUCUGAAUGCCAUCUCCAACAGCUUUAUCAAGUACCUCCUCAAAACUUCAAGCCAGGGAGCUGCAACUCAGCUAUAUGUGGCUCUGCAUCCGCAAGUGAAAGGUGUAUCAGGGGAAUACUUCAAGAACAGCAACAUAUCCAAACCAGGUACUGCUCCUGCUCAAGAUGAUGAGUUGGCUAAACAGCUCUGGGAUUUCAGCAUGAAGUUGAUCAAGACCCAGUAGAUCUUUUAUUUUAUUGUUAUCGUCGUUGUUGUCAUUGUUGUUUUUUGUUGGAGUUACAACGUUUUAGUCUGCUAGUCAGAUAGUGUGUUCUGCCAAGGGAUGUAACCUAGGUGUGUAACUUGUUGUGUAAGGUGGUUUUAUUUGCUUUAAGGUAUUACAAGAGUUCAAUGUGAAAGGUAUUUAACAAAGAAGAAAGAGCUUUGAAAUUUUUCAACAAAGUUCAAUUGUUAGUCACUUAAAUCUUAAUCAAGUCAACAUUUCCAUCAUCAAGUACUAUUUUUCUCCUG
Molecule: messenger RNA, 1502 nt
Organism: Linum tenue
Lineage: Eukaryota; Viridiplantae; Streptophyta; Magnoliopsida; Malpighiales; Linaceae
Source: the annotation of a GenBank genome assembly